GUCCGCGCUUGCGCAGUGGGUCCUGCGCCGACAAGUGUAUUAGAGCCGGGGCUCCGGCUGGGGGCGAGCAGACCUCGAGCAGCCGACGGAGCUGCCGGGUGUCUUGUGGGUGCUACGGUCUCCGCCGCCUAGCUCGCAGGGGCGAGGGCCUUACUGGGAGGGGACGGCUCUCUUCACUCGAGCAGCUGAGAUGUCGUCUUCGGCGGCGAUUUACCUGCUGUCCACCCUGGGAGGCUAUGUGGUGACCUCGUUCUUGCUGCUCAAGUACCCGACCCUGCUGCACCAGAGGAAGAAGCAGCGAUUCCUCAGUAAACACAUCUCUCACCGCGGAGGUGCUGGAGAGAACUUGGAGAACACGAUGGCAGCCUUUCGGCACGCAGUUAAUAUGGGAACUGAUAUGCUGGAACUGGACUGCCAUAUCACAAAAGAUGAACAAGUGGUCGUAUCCCACGAUGGGAAUCUGAAGAGGUCAACUGGAAUAAAUGUGAACAUCUCUGACCUGAAGUACUGUGAACUCCCACCUUACCUUGGCAAAUUGGAGGUAACAUUUCAAAAAGGAAGCCAAAGUGAGGGAGAAGACAAGCGCAUUCCAUUACUGAAGGAAGUUUUUGAGGCCUUUCCUCACACUCCAGUGAACAUUGAUAUCAAAGUCAAUAACAAUCUGCUGAUUAAGAAGGUUUCAGAGUUGAUAACUCAGUACAAACGAGAACACUUGACAGUGUGGGGCAAUGCCAAAUAUGAAAUAGUAGAAAAGUGUCACAAAGAGAAUUCAGAUAUCCCCAUUCUCUUCAGUCUACAACGUGUUCUGCUCAUUCUUGGCCUAUUCUACACUGGCCUCUUGCCCUUUGUGCCCAUCUGUGAGCAGUUUUUUGAAAUUCCAAUGCCUUCUAUAAUAUUGAAACUGAAGGAACCACAUAGCAUAUCAAGAAGUCAAAAAUUUCUCAUCUGGUUGGCUGACAGGUUACUAAUGAGGAAAGCCUUAUUUGACCACCUCACUGCCCGAGGCAUUCAGGUAUAUGUUUGGGUACUAAAUGAAGAACAUGAAUACAAAAAAGCCUUUGAUUUGGGAGCAACUGGGGUGAUGACAGACUAUCCAACAAAGCUUAAGGAAUUUUUACAUAAUUAUGCAUAAGUCAGCAUAAAAAAAAGCAUUCGAAGAAGACUGAGGAAUAUUCUUUUUUCAUCAUCACAUAAAUAAGCCGUUUCCAGAAUGGUAUAAGAUGUAAUCAUUUGAGUUUCAUUACCUCAUUUUUAAACCUGGUUCACAAUGUAGAAACUAUAAUGUAUAUUUAUUUUGAAGUAUAUUCCAGAUUUUACGUUUGUACAUGAUUUGUUUAGAAAGCUAACAGUGAUUGGGAUAGGGCAGGAAGAUGAUGAAUAGUAGGUGAAGAUUUCUGUGUUACAGCUAUUGCAAGCAGUUUGCAAAUCAAAGACUAACACUAACAGACUAGGUAAAAUCCAGGACUUUGAAGGAUCUUGAUAUUCACCCGGCUGAGAUCAGUUAAUCAGUAGAACUAAAUUAUUGAAAAACUGCAGCCAUUCUUAAAUUUGGUCUUUAUUUCUGCACAUAUUGCUAGUCUGCACAGUGAAAAAGAAGCCAGUAGAAGAAGCAGUUAAAAAAAAAUGAUGUAGUUAUCUGACAAGACACACACUGUGAUCAGUAGUGAGUCUUAUAGAAAUAAUUGAAAAUAUCACCACUUGACCAGAAAGAAAAUCGGUAGACUGAAUUAAUUUUUCUUUGGCUAUUGUUAUGUGCUUUUGUUAAUAAGAAUGUUAGACUAAUCUUUGAAGUCUUUUGGGGUGCUUGAGAGCGCGCAUGCGUGUGUGUGUGUGUGUGUGUGUGUGUGUGUGUGUACAUACAUGUAUGUAUGUGUACAUAACGUACGCUCAACUCUAUGGCUAACUUCGUUUUCAUCGUAAACAUUGCAAAGUAAACUUGUAGGUUAUUAUUGAGACUAGAGCCUCUCAAGAGGGAACAUUACAGUUUGUGACAAGGCCUACUUGUAUUUCGCGGGCCUAUUUCUGGAUGUACAAAACCACUUUGACUCUGGCCUCUUCAUUGUGGUAAAGAAAGGGAUUUCAUUGUUUCCAUAAUUUUGGAUAACCCCACCUAAUCUGUAGCCACCGUUUUGCUAACCAAGUAGUCCCUUUUGAAUGUUAGCUGGAAAUAAGAUUUCCCAAUGUUCUAAGACCUCCUCUCUCAACCUUUCUUCUAUAACUCCAUGUAAAUCUAUUUCUAAUCCUUUUGGGUAUUUGCCGUCAGUGGGGCCUCUGGUCAGCAGCAGACCACGUUCUAUGGUAGGGCAGGUGAGAUCUCAGACUCUUGUCAUUUGUAAACCAUUUUCUCAUAAGGGAUAAUCAUUCUUUCCCAUGAGCGUAAAAAUAGCAUUUUUUUAAAAAAAAAAAAACAGAAAUAAAGUUUUCCAAGGACAU
Molecule: messenger RNA, 2433 nt
Organism: Trichosurus vulpecula (common brushtail)
Lineage: Eukaryota; Metazoa; Chordata; Mammalia; Diprotodontia; Phalangeridae
Gene: GDPD1
Product: glycerophosphodiester phosphodiesterase domain containing 1
Exons: 10
Coding region: 191-1132 (313 amino acids)
Biological process (GO): N-acylethanolamine metabolic process; glycerophospholipid catabolic process
Cellular component (GO): endoplasmic reticulum membrane
Molecular function (GO): phosphoric diester hydrolase activity; phosphatidylcholine lysophospholipase A1 activity
Source: RefSeq, a predicted model, not a curated record